Molecule: messenger RNA, 2701 nt
Organism: Trematosphaeria pertusa
Lineage: Eukaryota; Fungi; Ascomycota; Dothideomycetes; Pleosporales; Trematosphaeriaceae
Product: glycosyltransferase family 3 protein
Exons: 5
Coding region: 343-2439 (698 amino acids)
Biological process (GO): glycogen biosynthetic process
Cellular component (GO): cytoplasm
Molecular function (GO): alpha-1,4-glucan glucosyltransferase (UDP-glucose donor) activity
Source: RefSeq, a predicted model, not a curated record
CUCAUCUCUCAACGCGCUCGUGCGCCAAACAAACGGCACAGCUAUCUGGUUUUUCUUCGCCUCCUCCUGUCUCGUCCUCCGUUGUCCCACGGUUGCACGCCCGCUGCACGUCACAGCUCCCUUCACCGAGGCAAUUGAGGCUCACGCUCUUCGUUUCACCCCGGCGCCUCGAUCUUGAGCCAAUACGAAGCACUUAUCUAGGGCCGCCCGUCUCAGUAGCUCACCCAAGCUCCACGCUCGCCGCACCCCGACUUUGCAGCUUAUUAGACUCGCCAGACAGCUGUCUUGAACCACUCUUUCGCGCUCUCCUUUGUUUCUCGGAAGCUUCGAGGCGCUAGCACAAUGGCCGAGACCCGCGACGUUAACAACCACGUCCUCUUCGAGGUCGCUACCGAGGUUGCGAAUCGAGUUGGCGGCAUCUACUCUGUCUUGAAGUCGAAAGCUCAGGUGACCACGGCUGAAUAUGGCUCGGCAUAUACUUUGUUGGGGCCGCUCAACAGAAAUUCGGCGGCGGUCGAAGUUGAGGAAUUGGAGCCCAAGGACCCGGCUAUGGUGGCUACCAUCAAGUCGAUGAACGAACGCGGUAUCCAGACUCUGUACGGCCGAUGGCUUAUUGAUGGCGCCCCGCGGGUCCUUCUGUUCGACACUGGCACUGCCUACGGAUAUCUGGACGAGUGGAAGGGCGAUCUCUGGUCUGUCGCAGGCAUUCCUUCACCGCCUGGUGACUCAGAAACCAAUGAAGCCAUUGUUUUCGGCUACCUGAUUGCGUGGUUCUUGGGCGAGUACGUGUACCACGAGAAGAAGCGAGCCGUCAUCGCACAAUUCCAUGAAUGGCUCGCCGGAGUCGGUCUCCCACUUUGCAAGAAGCGACGCAUCGACGUGACCACUAUCUUCACCACGCACGCGACCCUCCUUGGUCGCUAUCUGUGCGCUGGCUCCGUCGACUUCUAUAACAACCUACAAUACUUCGAUGUGGAUGCUGAAGCGGGCAAGCGUGGCAUCUACCACCGGUAUUGCAUCGAGCGCGCUGCAACACACUCGGCCGACGUCUUCACCACCGUCUCCCACAUCACCGCAUACGAGAGCGAACAUCUUCUCAAGCGGAAACCGGACGGUGUGUUGCCGAACGGUCUGAACGUGAAGAAGUUCUCCGCCACGCACGAGUUCCAGAACCUACAUCAACAGGCUAAGGCGAAAAUCAACGACUUUGUGAGGGGACAUUUCUACGGCCACAAUGAUUUCGAUCCUGAGAAUACACUCUUUUUCUUCACUGCGGGCCGGUACGAGUACCGGAACAAGGGUGUGGACAUGUUCAUCGAGUCAUUGGCGCGGCUGAACCACCGGAUGAAGAGCGCAGGGUCGAACAUGACUGUGGUUGCGUUUAUGAUCAUGCCUGCACAGACGCAGUCGCUCACUGUGGAGGCCCUCAAAGGGCAAGCCGUCAUCAAGUCGCUCCACGACACCAUCAAGGUCAUCGAGGAGAACAUUGGCAAAAAGCUCUUCGAGCGCUCAAUAGCAUGGACCGAAGGCCAGGAAGUGCCUGACGAUAAGGAUCUACUAUCCGCUUCAGAUAAGAUCAUGCUCCGCCGGCGGUUGUUCGCUAUGAAGAGACAUACUCUCCCGCCCAUCGUAACCCACAACAUGGUCAAUGAUACGGAGGAUCCCGUGCUGAACCAGAUCCGCCGCUGCCAGCUGUUCAACCACCCGUCGGACCGCGUCAAAGUCGUAUUCCACCCGGAGUUUUUGAACUCAUCGAAUCCGGUGUUGCCCCUGGAUUACGACGACUUCGUCCGCGGUACUCAUCUCGGUGUUUUCGCCUCCUACUAUGAGCCGUGGGGCUACACUCCCGCUGAAUGUACCGUCAUGGGCGUGCCCAGUAUCACGACUAAUCUGUCUGGUUUUGGCUGCUACAUGGAGGAGCUGAUCGAGAACGCCGCAGACUACGGAAUCUACAUUGUGGACCGACGAAUGAAGGGAAUUGAUGAUUCGGUCAAUCAGCUCGUCGACUAUAUGUUUGAAUUUACAAAGAAAAGCAAGCGACAACGCAUCAACCAGCGCAACCGAACCGAGCGCCUCAGCGACUUGCUUGACUGGAAGCGGAUGGGCAUGGAAUAUGUCAAGGCUCGGCAGCUGGCUCUUCGACGAGCCUAUCCUGGGGCGUACGAAGAAGACGAGGAGCCAGAUUUCUUCGGCACCCACGAGGUCAAGAUCUCGCGACCCCUGUCUGAGCCUGGCUCCCCACGCGAUAGGUCAGGCAUGAUGACUCCCGGAGACUUUGCUUCGUUGCAAGAAGGACGCGAAGGCCUCAGCACCGAAGACUACAUUGCCUGGAAGCUCCCGGAAGAGGAAGAUCCGGAUGACUACCCAUUCCCGCUGACGCUCAAGACGAAGAAGCCAGGCUCGGGCGCGAUUUCGCCAGCGCUGAAUGGCAUGGGGUGAGGGAGAGCAUAGAGGCGAGAGGGAGGAGACGUUAGAUUGCAUUGCCCGCUAUUUCUUAAAUCCUCUGUACGCUGUCGUGUUUUGGUAUUGCAUCGGGAUGUUCCUGCAUGGUGGCGAUGUUCGGCGAGCCUUUCAAUUGUGAAAUUCUUUGGUACCUGAGCAAGCAUGGUCCGCGCUCUCAUAUCUCAUCUAUAUAUUUGCCAUCUGCAACAAUUCGAACCUGGGUCGGAACCCACCGUUCCCUAGCGACGCCCGAGACGAG